GCUCGCAGCGCUUGGCUGCCUGGGGUUCGUGUACUCGGGUGCGCAGAUGCGCUGGAGCUUGGCGGCGCGAAGCCGGGAGGAACCCGGCGGUCUCCGCGCUAGCAUAGCUGUGCUUCGAUGCUCAGCACCUGAGUGGCUCCCGCCCUGCCUAUGCGGUCUUCAGACAUGGGUGUUGUGCUGCUCCCGCCGCCGCUGUCCAUGCUGAUGCUGGUGCUGAUGCUGCUACCAGUGGCCAGUGCCUCGGAAGCUGAACACCGCCUGUUCCAGUACCUGUUCGAAGAUUACAACGAGAUCAUCCGGCCAGUGGCUAACGUGUCCCAUCCAGUCAUCAUCCAGUUUGAGGUGUCCAUGUCUCAGCUGGUGAAGGUGGAUGAAGUAAACCAGAUCAUGGAAACCAACCUGUGGCUGAAGCAAAUCUGGAAUGACUACAAGCUGAAAUGGAAACCCUCUGACUACCAAGGGGUGGAGUUCAUGCGUGUCCCUGCAGAGAAGAUCUGGAAACCAGACAUCGUGCUUUAUAACAAUGCUGAUGGGGAUUUCCAGGUGGAUGACAAGACCAAAGCUCUACUCAAGUACACAGGAGAAGUGACUUGGAUCCCUCCGGCCAUCUUUAAGAGCUCAUGCAAAAUCGAUGUGACCUAUUUCCCAUUCGACUACCAAAACUGCACCAUGAAGUUCGGCUCCUGGUCCUACGACAAGGCAAAGAUCGACCUGGUCCUCAUUGGCUCCUCAAUGAACCUCAAGGACUACUGGGAAAGUGGCGAGUGGGCCAUCAUUAAAGCCCCGGGCUACAAACAUGAGAUCAAGUACAACUGCUGUGAGGAGAUCUACCAAGACAUCACGUACUCGCUGUACAUCCGCCGCCUGCCACUGUUCUACACCAUCAACCUCAUCAUCCCCUGCCUGCUCAUUUCCUUCCUCACCGUGCUCGUCUUCUACCUGCCCUCCGACUGUGGGGAGAAGGUGACGCUCUGCAUCUCUGUGCUCCUCUCCCUGACUGUCUUUCUCCUGGUGAUCACUGAGACCAUCCCUUCCACCUCUCUGGUUAUCCCCCUGAUCGGGGAAUAUCUCCUCUUCACUAUGAUUUUUGUCACCUUGUCCAUCGUCAUCACAGUCUUUGUGCUCAACGUGCACUACAGAACUCCAACCACACACACGAUGCCUACUUGGGUCAAGGCCGUGUUCUUGAACCUGCUCCCCAGGGUCAUGUUUAUGACUAGGCCGACCAGCAGCGAGGGAGACUCUCCGAAGAUGAGGACCGUCUACGGCGCUGAGCUCUCAAACCUGAACUGCUUCCGCCGUGCAGACUCCAAAAGCUGCAAGGAAGGCUACCCAUGCCAAGAUGGCACAUGUAGCUACUGCCAUCACCGUAGAGUAAAAAUAUCAAAUUUCAGUGCCAACCUCACAAGAAGCUCCAGCUCUGAGUCUGUCGAUGCUGUGUUGUCCCUCUCUGCUCUGUCACCAGAAAUCAAAGAAGCCAUCCAAAGUGUGAAGUAUAUUGCUGAAAAUAUGAAAGCACAGAAUGUAGCUAAGGAGAUUCAAGAUGAUUGGAAGUAUGUUGCCAUGGUGAUUGACCGAAUCUUUCUCUGGGUUUUCAUUCUGGUGUGCAUUUUAGGAACAGCUGGAUUAUUUCUGCAACCCUUGAUGGCCAGAGAUGACACAUAAACUGUGACCUCUUCACCGAGGCUCCCCUGUGCUGAUGCAAGAGCACUUUCUUUAGCACCCUACUUUAUCUGAUCACAGGCUUGGAGUUUGCUAUUUCAAGGGUUAUUUUCAACUCAUCUUCAUUUUUUGUUAAAAAAAAAAUGUGGGAGAAAAAUGUCUAGUUAUGUAUUAUGGAUAAAUGAACAUUUCUCUACCCCCAUGAUUAAAACUUAACUAGAUAGAAAUUUUUUUCUGUUCAUAAAUAUUAAAUCCUUUAGCUCAGGAUCUCUAUAGAACUCAUCUGUUCAGUCCGUAAACUACUUGAAGUUUAUUCCAGCAGCACCCAUCACUUCUGUUCUUUACUAUCUUUCCAAAGGCCAUACUUCCACUUCAGUAUUUGCCGAUACCCUGAGAAAUUAUACCUGGCCUCACGCUCACUGCUAGUUAACUACUCUAGUCUGUUCAAGUUUCUAAUUUAGAAAAACAUCCCAUAGAGCCCUGCAAGACUUUAUAAUCCCAGUACUCAAGAGGUAGAGUCAGAGGCAGGUGGGAUUUCUGUGAAUUCCAGGCCAGCCUGGUCUAGAUAGUGAGCUCCAGCCCAACUAGGGCUGCACAGUGGGACCCCGUCUCAAAACAACACCCCUCCCCAAACUGUACAACUAAACACAAAGUUAUUUCUCACAGUUUAGGAGUCUGGGAAGUCUAGGAUCAAAGUGCUAGCGAGACUGUCUGGAGAGUCUUCCUCAUAAAACUUACCUUCCAGUGUAUCUCUAAGUGGCUGAAAGGGCUAGUCUUUCUGGAAUCUUUUACAAAAGCACUAAUUCCAUUUGUCUAGGCAUGACCUCAUGACCUAAUAACUUCCCAAACAGUAUUGCAUGGUAGGUUCACACAUGAGCUGCAGGGAGUUGUCCAGACUCUGGGAUGAACCGUCAGAGCAGGGGUUCACUACAUUAGCACUAGGGUUUGGGCUCCAGAAUGGUGCUGGGGAUGUGAGAUGUCUGGACUUCAGCAGCCGAUGGUUCCUGCCCACUAGGAUGCCAGUAACAAACCUGUGUGCCUCAGCUGUCAGAACGCCCAGAAUGUAGGACGUUGUCAAAAUUGGUUAUGCUUGAGAAGCUAUUUGAACAAACUGAAUUUCCCAUAUUACACUCCCAAAUCUGAAUCACAACUCCUAGAGUUCACAGAGACCAUUUGCAUAUUUUCACUAGUUUUUCUUCUAUGCAAAAAUAAAACCUGACAAUUGCAAUUCACUGUGGCUUAUAUUUCAGUAAGUCAAAAGGAAGAGUGUACUAUGAAAUUUGUUGGUUUACAAGUAUCUUAACAGUGAUUGAGAUAUAAGGGAUGAGGGAUAUAUACAAACUAAGAUAGCUAACAGCAAUUUACAUUAAACUAGAUUUUAUUAGUGUUCCCUCAUGUUGUUAAGCACCGGAGACAAUAAACUUUAAAGGAGGAAAUGUGUAUGUGGGCUCAUGGUUUCCAUCCAUGUCACUCAUGUGGUCUGUUCCUUUUAGCUUGUGAUGAGACAAUACAUCAUGGUAAGGAGCACA
Messenger RNA from Arvicanthis niloticus (Nile rat), 3191 nucleotides. Lineage: Eukaryota; Metazoa; Chordata; Mammalia; Rodentia; Muridae. The record is from RefSeq and is a predicted model, not a curated record.